AUGGUACUUGGGUCCGCUGCAAAGCACAGUGUUGCAGAUCUUGACCAUCAAUGCGUCACUCGUUCGAUUAGAGUGACACAGGACCAUGGACAGUCUGCCAUCACCAAUGGCGUGUUUUACUCCUGUCCAGCCAGGUCUCUUGCGGGCUGUGACUCCGACCAAAUCUCCCUUCAGCACGGCACUCUACGGCACCCUUUCACAACUAGGCCACGGGUGGGCGGUCGCGCAACCGCCCGGAAGACCGAGAGUCACAGUGGUGUUUCUGACGCAGGAUCCUUCCAGAGAGAGGAGCCCGUCGCGCGGCCUCUCAAGCAACCUGCGCGCUCCCUUAGACGUCCGCCCAUGCGGGCACAAGUAUCCGGUUCUGGUUUUCGGGACGCCCAUUCUGCCACAUCAGUGGAGGACCACCAGGCCUGUUUGGCUACGGUCGAAACACUGGAGCGGGAAAAUGAAGCAUUGAGGGGGGACAAGAAGACCCUCAUCGGUGCGAACAAGAGUUCUGAGCAGCAGGCGACUCGACAACUGGUGGAUGAAAUGCAACAUACCGUUGCAGGUUGGCACCAGCGGCUUCGGAGCCCGGCUGGUGUAGCAGAACGUGUGGAUCCAGCUGCCCUGACGACUGCCCUACCGGCAACGACAGCGGUACCGGACAUGUGGCCUACUCAGGAGGAGGAAGGGGGUGCAUUUGGCGAUGAUCAUGAUAUGGUACCCGAGUCGGGUAACUUCGCGCAGCUUUUCCAGUUGUAG
Aspergillus welwitschiae is the source of this 747-nucleotide messenger RNA. RefSeq lists its product as uncharacterized. NCBI's taxonomy places the organism in Eukaryota, Fungi, Ascomycota, Eurotiomycetes, Eurotiales, Aspergillaceae. The transcript is spliced from 5 exons. The record is from RefSeq and is a predicted model, not a curated record. Bases 1 to 747 code for a protein of 248 amino acids.